UUGUAGUCAAAGAGAAGAAGAGAUGUUCAAGUGAUGUCACCGUUUUGUUUUGUACCGUGGAGACCCGGGCAAGAUGGCGAGCUCCAAGGUGAAGCAGGACAUGCCUCCGCCGGGAGGUUAUGCCACCUUCGACUACAAGAGAAAUCUACCCAAAAGAGGACUCUCGGGUUAUAGCAUGUUUGGCAUUGGCAUCGGCCUCAUGUUGUUCGGCUACUGGAGAAUUUUCAAGUGGAACCGUGAGAGGAGGCGCUUGCAGAUCGAGGAGCUGGAAGCCAGGAUAGCUAUGAUGCCGCUACUGCAGGCGGAGCAAGACCGCAGGAACUUGCGGAUGUUGAGGGAAAAUUUAGAAGAGGAGGCGAUUCUCAUGAAGGAUGUUCCCGGGUGGAAGGUGGGCGAGAGCGUCUUCCACACAGAUCGCUGGGUGGCCCCCAUGUCAGAGGAGCUCUUCAACCUCAGGCCACGGGAAGAGUUUUUACAUAAGCGCUUUGGCUUCUUGUGGUAUGUUUAAAUCAUCCCACUUCCUCGGCAGCAUGUGGAUCCAACGCCCGUGGCAUCGUCUACUUUGUAAAUGUUCAAUAUUAAACAUGCAUUUUUUUUGUUCCCACUUCCUGGCAUUUUGUGUGUCUGUGUACAAACUACUUUGACUUAAGGACUGAGCAUUUUGAUGGGCUCACGUUUCCCAUGCGCCUGUAAGUUAACAUUUCAGGCCGGGCAGGUUAAAUCGAUGAAAGGCUAAAAAUGCCUUACUAUACAUGGUUGUUUUUUUUUCGGCAAAAAAUGCCUUACUACACAUGGUCGUUUUUUUCGGCUAAAAACGCCUUACUAUACAUGGUCGUUUUUUUCGGCUAAAAACGCCUUACUAUACAUGGUCGGGUUUUUUUCGGCUAAAAACGCCUUACUAUACAUGGUUGUUUUUUUCGGUUAAAACGCCUUACUACACAUGGUCGGUUUUUUUGGGCUAAAAACGCCUUACUAUACAUGGUCGUUUUUUU
Messenger RNA from Hippocampus zosterae (dwarf seahorse), 992 nucleotides. It is a transcript of the gene ndufa13, whose product is annotated as NADH:ubiquinone oxidoreductase subunit A13. Lineage: Eukaryota; Metazoa; Chordata; Actinopteri; Syngnathiformes; Syngnathidae. The record is from RefSeq and is a predicted model, not a curated record. Bases 74 to 508 code for a protein of 144 amino acids. The transcript is spliced from 5 exons.